UUAUAGCAUUAAGAAAUGGCGCAUCAUCAUACCAUGCUGCUGGUACUCCUGCUGCUGGGCGUGCCCAGCCUGAUCCUGGGCAAGGAUCAGCCGGCGCGCAUUGUGUGCUACUUCAGCAACUGGGCCGUCUACAGGCCGGGCAUUGGACGCUAUGGACUGGAGGAUGUGCCCGGAGAUCUGUGCACGCAUCUGGUGUACUCCUUUAUAGGCGUGGACGAGAAGAGCUGGGAUGUGCUGGUCAUCGACCCGGAGCUGGACGUCGAUCAGGAGGGCUUUCGCAAGUUUACGCAGCUGCGACAAACGCAUCCCAAGCUGAAGCUGCAGAUAGCCGUCGGCGGCUGGGCGGAGGGCGGCGCAAAGUACUCGAAAAUGUCGGCGGUGCGCGAGCGCCGGCAGAGCUUCAUCCGCAGCGUGGUGCAGUUCAUGCGGGAGUACGACUUCGAUGGCUUCGAUCUGGACUGGGAGUACCCGGGCGCCACAGAUCGCGGCGGCAGCUUUAGCGACAAGGACAAGUUCCUCUACUUCGUGCAGGAGCUGCGACGCGCCUUCGAUCGCGAGGGCCGAGGCUGGGAGAUCACGAUGGCCGUGCCCGUGGCCAAGUUCCGGCUCCAGGAGGGCUAUCACGUGCCCGAGCUGUGCGAACUCCUGGAUGCCAUUCACGCCAUGACCUAUGACCUCCGCGGCAACUGGGCAGGCUUCGCGGACGUCCACAGUCCGCUCUACAAGCGCAAGCACGAUCAAUACGCCUACGAGAGACUCAAUGUGCACGACGGCCUGGCCUUGUGGGAGGAGAUGGGCUGUCCGGCUAAUAAGCUGGUGGUGGGCAUCCCGUUCUACGGACGCACCUUCACGCUGAGUAACUCGAACAAGAACUACAACAUGGGCACGUACAUCAACAAGGAGGCGGGCGGCGGUGCGCCCGGGCCGUAUACGAAUGCUAGCGGUUUUCUGGCCUACUAUGAGAUUUGCACCGAGGUGAUGGACAAGUCGAAGGGCUGGACCGUCGAGUGGGAUGAGGCGGGCAUGGUGCCCUAUACCUACAAGGAUACACAGUGGGUGGGCUAUGAGAACGAGGCCUCGGUCCAGAUCAAAAUGGACUUCAUCAGGGCCAAGGGCUAUGCUGGCGCCAUGACCUGGGCCAUUGACAUGGACGACUUCCAUGGCCUGUGCGGCCCCAAGAACGCCCUCAUGCAGAUACUCUACAACAACAUGAGGGGCUAUCGAGUGCCGGAGCCGACGCGCGAGACAACGCCGCGGCCCGAGUGGGCCAAGCCACCCUCGACUUCACCCAAUUCCGAUGAGGCGGUCAGCAAUGUGCAGCCCACGACGACGACUCGUAAACCGAAGCCAAAACCCACCUCAACGGGAGUUCGCCCCACGUCAGCGCCAGCUCCAGCUGUGCCCAGCACCACCGAGAAACCCACCACAAAGAAACCCAAGAAGCCCAAGACAACCACAACAACGACCACAACCACGACUGAAGCGCCCGAGUUAACCGAGGAGCCCGAACCGAUUGUAGAUCCCGAGGAGAAUGCCACGACUGGGAUUGAGUUUGAUCCCAGCGAAAUUGAUUGCACCAAUCGCGACUUUGUGCCGCAUCCCAACUGCAGAAAGUACUUCCGCUGCGUGCACGGCAAGCCCGUGGAGUUCGAGUGCAAGGAGGGCACGGCUUUUCACACUGUGCUCAACGUUUGCGAUUGGAUUGAGAACAGCGAUCGGUACUAUUGCACCCGCAUAAAGAACAAGGAUAAUGGAAACGAGACCCGCUAGAUCGGAAUUUGCAGCAUUUCUAUAAACUAUAUAAACUAUAUAAAAGCCAUUUGAUUUGUUAGUUAAGGUAACUAUUUUAAGCGCUCAGCGAGAGCGAGUGGUAGUUCUUAGGCUUCAAGUAUUUAUUAUAUGAUAAUAUAUAUAAAUCACAUUUAAAGAAAGACAAUUAUAUUACUUUUGCCCAGACGAAAG
Messenger RNA from Drosophila novamexicana, 1962 nucleotides. RefSeq names its product endochitinase. Lineage: Eukaryota; Metazoa; Arthropoda; Insecta; Diptera; Drosophilidae. The transcript has 7 exons. The record is from RefSeq and is a predicted model, not a curated record. The coding region runs from base 16 to 1770 and encodes 584 amino acids. Gene Ontology annotation, molecular function: chitinase activity; chitin binding. Gene Ontology annotation, biological process: carbohydrate metabolic process; chitin catabolic process. Gene Ontology annotation, cellular component: extracellular region.